Molecule: messenger RNA, 453 nt
Organism: Trypanosoma rangeli
Lineage: Eukaryota; Euglenozoa; Kinetoplastea; Trypanosomatida; Trypanosomatidae
Exons: 1
Coding region: 1-453 (150 amino acids)
Source: RefSeq, a predicted model, not a curated record
AUGGGGAAGCGGCGGGAGGCAGCCGCGCUGGAGACGACGCCGGACCUCGCCUUUAUCAAGAAGGGCUACCUCAACAUGCUCAUUCACACCAGCAAGGAGGGGGAACGGACGACGGUGCCGGUUGACUCGCUAGCGUUUCUCGAGGACCCUCGCGUCGUGCGGAGUCGCUCCAUGGACCAGGUGAACUUUCACCGUGAGUGCGUCUUCAAGGCCACGCUGGAGUUUGUGGAGCCGGUGAUGUGCUUGGAGGAGACGGCGGUGCGGGAGUCGACGGACUGGGUGCUCUGCUCCUGCGGAGGGCAUGCGGCGUUUUACUCCCCCGUGGAGCAGAGGCUGGUGCUGCAGCAAUGUGUAGUGUGUCUGCAGAGCAACGUGCCGGAGCUGGUCGAUCCCUUCGUUCUUGUGCUGUAUCUUGAGGGGGGCCACUGGCUGGUGGAGCGGGUGCUGCGGUGA